Messenger RNA from Bombus pyrosoma, 11135 nucleotides. RefSeq names its product eIF-2-alpha kinase activator GCN1 (gene l(3)80Fj). NCBI's taxonomy places the organism in Eukaryota, Metazoa, Arthropoda, Insecta, Hymenoptera, Apidae. Gene Ontology annotation, biological process: regulation of translation; cellular response to amino acid starvation. The transcript has 13 exons. Gene Ontology annotation, molecular function: protein kinase regulator activity. The record is from RefSeq and is a predicted model, not a curated record. Gene Ontology annotation, cellular component: cytosol. Bases 160 to 8103 code for a protein of 2647 amino acids.
CUUGAAAUAUACAUAUAUCUGAAAUAUAUAUUUAAUUGAAUGAGAUAUAUAAUUCAAAAGGAUAACAAUUUUCAAUAGUACGUAUGUAUACAAUUUAUUUUGGAUGCUGUUUAAUCCAAUGGAGGGUGGCGCUUUGGGCAGUCCGGUUUUUGAAGAAAUAUGGCGGAUGUCGAGUUAACGAAAGCAUUAAAAGAUUUGCCAAACCGAGUUCAAACCGCCAGUAAAAACGAGCGGCGAGAGAUUCUACAAAAUGUCGUCAAUGUAUUGUCAAAUCCUGGCAUCAAUGAGAAAAUUGUUAAUGGAAUUUGCAAAACCGUAUCUCUUACUUUACAUCGAUAUAAGGAUACUGCUUCCCAAUCUUACGUGAAAAAUUUAAUCGAAGAAUUGUUGAGAAAGCAACCAGCACCUACAAUAAAGCAUAUGACAAACGUUGUCAUAGAACAAGCUACAUGGCAUAAAAAUGUAGUUCCUACUCUGAAUACAGCUUUAACGGCGUAUCUUGCAUUAAAGUGGUCAACAUUAAUUGUCCUACACGGGUACAAAAGCAAUUCAGACAUCAAUCCGGAAUUACCAAAACUCAUUGAAGCACAAGCAAAUUUGAGUGCAGCAGCUUUGGCGUCCAUGGAUAAAAAAUUGACGGAGAAAGUAUAUGUUUUACUAGCGCAUCAAUGGUUGAGUGUUAAAGAUAUUGAUAUUGUGUAUUUAGAGACACUAACAAAAUUGGAAGUUGGAAACGGUGUAAUUGUUCUUGCUAGUUUACUCACUAAGUAUUUAGUUAAUGCAAAGAAAAGUGAAUUAGUGGUGAAACUGAAGACAAACACCAUAGAUGCUUUCAUAAAACUAACUAUUAGUUGUAAGAAAAAACCAGAUCUAUAUGUUGUUCAUAAUGCUGUACCUCUUCUCCGUAGAAUAUCUCAUGACGAGUUUAAAAGUCAACUAUUACCGGCUUUGCAAAAAGCUAUGUUAAGAAAUCCAGAAAUAAUCAUUGAAUCGGUUGGAUAUAUUCUAAGUGGUUUAAGUCUCGAUUUAAGUCAGUAUAGUCAAGACAUAAGUAAAGGAUUAUUUGCCAAUUUGCAUUCAAAGGAAGAUUUAGUUAGAGAUGAAGCUGUAGGAGCUUGUCGUAGACUUGCUCUUCAAUGUUCAGAUAAUAUUGCUUUGGAAAAUUUAUUGUCAUCCGUAUUUGCUGUAUUUCAUGGAUCAGAAGGGAAACUUACAGUUGCGACUCAUAAAAUUUCCGUCUUACAAGGUGCUGGCAAUCUCAGUUACAAUGCAGCUUCAGGAGGUAGCGUCGAAAAAUUAGCUGAAACAGCUUGUGAACAUUUUAUCAAAGUUCUUGAAACUGAGGUUCAUGAGAAAACUUUAAUUUAUGCUCUUGAAAUGAUGGCCUUGUGGUCCAAUAAAUUUGCAAAUAAUGUUCCAAAAUGCGUAAUAGAUGCAUUCAAAAAGGGCAUGAACGCUAAAACUUCAACUGCGGCAGUGCGUACUGCUUAUAUUAAACUCUUCUUUUCUACACCAGUAGCUUCUUAUUCUGCAGCAAUAACACCAUUACUCGUACAAGCGAUAAUAAGAGCUAUGCAACAAUCUGCGCAGCCAGCUGCAGUUACAGAGGGUUUAGUGGCUUCUUAUUUGUUACUGAAAUUUGUCCUUGCUAAUCAGGUGGAAAACGACAAACAAACUGUAUUAUGGAAUGCUAUCGAUGAGCAAAUAUUCUUUUCAGAAAAAUUUUUGUCAGCUUGUGGAGAUGAUAUAUUAUAUCACCUCAUGCUGCUUUGUGAAAGACUAAUUACUGAAUUCGGAGAUAGAUUAAAUGAAAAAGCUUUAAACGGUGUACAUAGGGCAAUUGUGGCAUGUGCAACAGCCCCCAAAUAUAAAAUAAGGAAACGUUGUUUUCCAUUAAUUAAAAAAGUUUUAACUGGCUUGAGUACAUAUGAUCCUGCGCAAGAACUACUAAUGGAAUAUAAUAAAUUCUUAGAAAAUGUGAAAAUCAAGUCUGAACAUGAUAAAGAAAAUAAAGAGGAUUCUUCUGGUUGCGAGACAACUGGCAGAUGUCUUGCAGAUGGAUUACUUGCUAUUUGUUCGGGUUCUUUUUUGUUUGAAUUACCUGCUAUGCAAAUGACAAGAGAUGCAUUAAUACCAUCUCAUCAUCCUGCAAUCUAUAAAGCAAUGCCAAACUUAUGGUUCAAAGUUGCAAAGAAUUUUAAUCUUGUUCCAAAAAAUUUUUUAUGUUCAUUUAAUCAUGAAAUUAAAAAAAUACUUGUGCAAAAUUAUAAGCCUGUUGCUAGUUAUGAAAACGCGUUGACAAAAGUGAUAUCGAUUAUACCAGACAUCAUACUACCUGCAAUAGUGUCAAACAUUACAAACAAGCUUGAUGAUCCGGAGGUCUUAAAAGUCACUAAAGACGAAUACUUUACUUAUCUCACUCCAGAGGGGGAAUUAUAUGACAAAAGCGUAUUACCAACAAGCGAUGAAAAUGAUAUUCUUAAUUCAAUGAACAUGAAAAGAGAGAGUAAGGUGUAUUCGUUUAAAGAACAGCAAGAAGAAUUGCAACUUAGGCGAGAAUUAUAUGAAAAACGAAAGAAAGAAGGAAAAAUAAAGGAACCUAAAUUAACACCCAAACAAGAAGAAAUCCUUAAGGCACAAAUGGCAAAGGAAAAUGCAAUCCGUAAAAGAUUGACAGAACUGAAACAUAGAAUAAAUAAUGCUGUAUCUCUAAUUAUCUGUUCUAUGCGUGGAAACGGGCAAGAAUUGUCUUUUCAUUUGAAAGAUUUUCUACUUCCGAUUUUGAAAAACUUAAGAUCACCAUUAGCUGCUCCUGCAAUGUGUGAUCUUUAUAUACGUUUAAAGAGGAUUGUGAAAAUAAAUAAUCCAGUUCUUAGUGAUUUAGUAGCACAUGUCACGCUGCGACAAUUACAACCGCAAUGCGAUCUGAAUCAAGCUUGGGAGGAGGAAAAUCUUGAUACAGCGGUAAAGAGAACUUUAAAUCUUUUACACACGACAACAAUAAGACAAAAGAAGUUAUUUACAGCUCCGACCUUUUGCUACGUCUUUCCAUUUAUAAAAAAGACCUUAUUAUCUUAUAAGGACGAUAAUAUGAUUGUUCAAGGAUUACAGAUAAUACAAGAACAUGCUAAACAAAGAGGAAGUUCUUCUGAUUUUAGAGAUAUGAGACAUCCCCAAUUGCUUCCGCGUAAACAUAUGUUUGAUCUAUUAAUAGAAUUAAUGGAAAUCACAAGCGGAAGAGUACAAUCACAUGCGGUUGCAACAUUGCUAGAUGUUGCUCAAUCCGGUAGCGGUCAACCAGGUACUGCAAUAGCAACCAGUGAAGAUAUAGAUUCUUUAAUUGGUGCAUUACAAAAUUCUUUAUCUACAAUAAGAGAUGCAGCAUUAAGAGCAUUAACAGUCGUGAGACAAGCUUUUCCGUCUCAGAAAGAGGAUGCUGAUCAACUAUCUCAUCUUGUUAGGAAAAUAUGGAUUGCUAAGUUCGAUGUUUGCGACGAGAAUAAAAUUCUUGCCAAUGAGUUAUGGAAUGCUGCAGAUUUAGUAAUGCAUACGGACAUACUUUCUGAUGAACUGAUCCAAGACGUUACACAUCCUGUAGAACCUAUACAGCAAGCAGCUGCUUGCGCUUUGGCGCAGUGUUUAACCGACGUUCCCCACCUAGUACCAGAAAUUUUGGAUAAAUUACUACAGCUGUACCAAGAAAAGUUAGCCAUGAUUCCACCAAAAUUGAACGAUUUUGGACGCGUGGUUGAACAGCCGAUUGAUACUUGGGGUCCAAGACGAGGUGUAGCACUAGCAUUGGCUCAAAUGGCAGCUCUUCUCAGUGCCGAUACAGUGCUUAAACUUGUGCAAUUUUUUGUCUCUACUGGUUUAGGAGAUAGAAAUCAGACUGUUCGUACAGAGAUGUUAACUGCUGCCGUAGCUGUUGUUGAUCUUCAUGGGAAAGCAAAUAUAACUUCUUUAUUGCCGGUUUUUGAAGACUUUAUGGAUAAAGCGCCAAAAAUUGGCAGUUUCGAUUCAAUCAAACAAUCUGUAGUUAUUCUUAUGGGGUCGCUAGCAAGACACUUGGACAAAGAUGAUUCACGUAUUAAACCGAUAGUUAUGCGUUUAAUCGCUGCUCUUUCCACACCAUCGCAACAAGUGCAGGAAGCAGUAGCCAAUUGUCUACCGCAUCUUGUACCUUCUAUUAAGGAAGAUGCACCAAAGAUUGUGGACAAAUUAAUGGACCAAUUGUUAAAAUCAGACAAAUAUGGGGAACGUAAAGGCGCGGCUUACGGUUUAGCAGGUAUAAUCAAGGGUAUGGGGAUACUAGCGUUAAAACAACUCGAUAUUAUGACCACAUUAACUAAUGCCAUUCAGGAUAAGAAAAACUAUAGGCAUCGAGAAGGAGCGUUAUUUGCUUUCGAAAUGUUAUGUACAAUGCUUGGUAGGUUAUUUGAACCAUACAUCGUUCACGUGUUACCACAUUUGUUGCUGUGCUUUGGAGAUUCAAGCCAAUAUGUCAGAGCGGCUACCGAUGAUACAGCUCGUGUAGUUAUGAGUAAAUUAUCUGCACAUGGGGUAAAGCUUGUUUUACCUAGUUUAUUAGCAGCAUUAGAAGAAGAUUCUUGGAGGACUAAAACUGGAUCUGUUGAGUUAUUAGGCGCAAUGGCGUAUUGUGCACCGAAACAGCUUAGCAGUUGUUUGCCAAGUAUAGUUCCAAAGCUAAUCGAAGUACUCAGUGAUUCACAUACAAAAGUUCAAGAGGCCGGUGCAGAAGCUCUCAAAGUUAUUGGAAGCGUAAUUCGUAAUCCAGAGAUCCAAGCUAUUGUACCAGUUUUAUUGAAAGCCUUACAAGAUCCUUCUCAUAAAACGGCUACUUGUCUCCAAACUCUUUUAGAUACUCAGUUCGUACAUUUUAUCGAUGCUCCGUCAUUAGCUCUUAUUAUGCCUGUAGUACAACGAGCAUUUUUGGACCGUUCAACAGAAACAAGAAAAAUGGCUGCCCAAAUUAUCGGAAAUAUGUAUUCUUUGACCGAUCAAAAAGACUUAACUCCAUAUUUGCCAACGAUCAUCCCUGGCUUAAAAACGAGUUUAUUAGAUCCUGUACCAGAAGUACGAAGUGUAUCUGCAAGAGCAUUAGGUGCUAUGGUACGAGGAAUGGGUGAAUCUAGCUUUGAAGAUUUGCUUCCUUGGUUAAUGCAAACGCUUACAUCUGAAACAAGUAGCGUUGAUCGAUCGGGUGCUGCGCAAGGCCUUUCAGAAGUUGUGAGGGGAUUAGGUGUUGAAAAACUUCACAAACUUAUGCCUGAAAUUAUUAGUACUGCCGAAAGAACCGACAUAGCUCCUCAUGUUAAGGAUGGUUAUAUCAUGAUGUUUAUCUAUAUGCCGAGUGCAUUUACUACAGAAUUUACGCCCUAUAUUGGACAAAUUAUUAAUCCUAUUUUGAAAGCUUUAGCUGACGAGAAUGAAUACGUUCGUGAAACAGCACUUAGAGCGGGCCAACGUAUCGUUAAUCUUUAUGCUGAUUCUGCUAUUAUGUUGCUGUUACCAGAAUUGGAAAAGAGCCUCUUUGAUGAUAAUUGGCGUAUUAGAUACUCAUCGGUUCAAUUACUUGGUGAUUUGUUAUAUCGAAUUUCUGGAGUCUCGGGAAAGAUGUCAACAGAAACAGCAAGCGAAGAUGAUAAUUUUGGAACUGAACAGUCACAUUAUGCCAUUAUUAACGCACUUGGUGCUGAAAGGCGAAAUCGUGUUUUAGCGGGAUUAUACAUGGGUAGAUCGGAUGUUGCAUUGAUGGUACGCCAAGCUGCUCUUCAUGUAUGGAAAGUUGUUGUAACGAAUACACCGAGAACUUUAAGAGAAAUAUUACCGACAUUGUUUACUUUAUUACUUGGCUGUCUGGCUAGUACAAGUAAUGAUAAAAGACAGGUGGCAGCGAGGACUUUAGGGGAUCUAGUUAGAAAAUUAGGUGAAAGGGUGUUACCAGAAAUUAUACCCAUUUUGGAGAAAGGUUUACAAAGUGAUCAGGCCGAUCAACGUCAAGGUGUAUGUAUCGGAUUAUCAGAAAUUAUGACAAGUACAAAUAAAGACAUGGUGAUAACCUUUGUAGUCAGUUUGGUUCCGACAGUGAGGAAAGCAUUGUGCGAUCCAUUGCCAGAAGUUCGACAGGCAGCAGCAAAAACAUUUGACGGUUUGCAUUCAACGGUAGGAGUUAGAGCAUUAGAUGAUAUAUUACCAGCAAUGUUAACGCAAUUAAAUUCACCGGAUCCAGCGGAAGCAGAGAAUACCUUAGAUGGUUUACGCCAAGUAAUGGCAAUCAAAUCUCGUGUUGUUCUACCAUAUUUAGUACCUCAAUUGACAACUCCUCCUGUCAAUACAAAAGCGUUAUCAAUCUUGGCUAGCGUAGCAGGCGAAGCAUUAACAAGGUUUCUUCACAAAAUUCUACCAGCGCUAUUAACUGCACUCUCUAGUGCUCAGGGCACGCCGAAUGAAGUUCAAGAGCUAGAAUAUUGCCAAGCGGUGAUCCUAUCCGUUACCGAUGAAGUUGGUAUUAGAACAGUCAUGGAUCAGCUCAUGGAAGCUACAAGAGCGGACGAUCCAUCUAGACGACGAAGCGCUGCAACUUUGUUAUGUGCUUUUUGCCGUGACACGCGUGCAGAUUAUAGCCAAUAUGUUCCACAAUUAUUACGAGGUCUCAUUCACUUAUUCACAGACGGUGAUAAGGAUGUACUACAGAUGAGUUGGGAAGCUCUUACAGCAGUCACUAAGACUUUAGCAUCCGAUCAACAAAUUGCUCAUGUACAAGACAUUAGACAAGCUGUUCGGUUUGCAGUGUCUGAUUUAAAGGGACAAGAAUUAUUGCCAGGAUUCUGUUUGCCAAAAGGAAUUACUCCCAUUCUCCCGAUAUUCAGGGAAGCUAUAUUAAAUGGUUUACCAGAAGCAAAAGAACAAGCAGCUCAAGGACUUGGAGAAGUUAUAAAAUUAACUAGCGCCUCAGCGUUACAACCAAGUGUUGUACAUAUUACAGGGCCAUUAAUUCGUAUUCUCGGCGAUCGCUUUAAUUGGAGUGUUAAAGCAGCAGUUUUAGAAACGCUUGCAAUCUUGCUCGGCAAGGUUGGAGUAAUGUUAAAGCAAUUUUUACCACAAUUACAAACCACUUUCUUGAGAGCAUUGAAUGACAGUAAUAGACAAGUGAGAUUAAAAGCUGCUUACGCUUUAAGUAAUCUCAUUGUAAUUCAUACUCGUGUUGACCCAUUGUUCACAGAACUUCAUACUGGCAUUAAAACUGGAGAUGAUCCAGCUAUUAGAGAGACAAUGUUACAAGCUUUAAGAGGUGUGCUUACGCCUGCUGGUGACAAAAUGACAGAACCAAUGAAGAAACAAGUGUUUGUUACUUUAAGUAGUAUGCUUGGACAUCCGGAAGAUGUUACAAGGAACGCCGUAGCCGGUUGUUUCGGGGCGUUGAUACGAUGGCUCAGUCUAGACCAACUCAAUAUUGCACUUAACGAAGAUCUAUUAUGUAGUGACACCAGUGUCGAUUGGAUGCUUAGACACGGGCGUUCUGCAGCAUUAUUUGUUGCGUUAAAGGAAUCCCCGACAACUAUCUACAACAGUAAAGAGAAAGAUCGUGUUUGUGGAGUAAUACUUUCGUAUUUAAGUGCGGACCGAGUUCAAAUAGUCAUGAACGGUGUACGAGCUUGUGGUUAUCUGUUUCAAUAUCUUAUGAACGAACGACAACCUAUACCUCAACAAAUUUUAUCUCCUUUCGUGCGAUCAAUGAAUAACAAUAGUAACGACGUAAAACAGUUAUUAGCUAAGGUAUGCAUUCAUCUGGCUCGUAACAUACCACCUGAGAAGAUGUCACCAGAAUUACUUAAAUCGCUUUUACCCAUGCUGGUAAAUGGAACAAAAGAGAAAAAUGGUUACGUGAAAGCCAACAGUGAACUUGCUCUUAUAGCAGUACUUAGACUGAGGCAAGGGGAAGAAGAACAUCAGCGUUGCAUGGCCUUUUUGGAUGCCGGUGCAAGGGAAUCAUUGUCAGAUGUGGUCAGCAAAGUGUUGCGCAAAGUUUUAUCGCAGCCUGAAGGCAAAAUAGAAGAAUUGGACGAUACAUUACUCACGUGAGAGAUAUUGUAUGUUCCGGGGCUCAUUGCGCUCUACACCCAUUCUUAUAGUCGUACUAUUAAUAAUUACUCGAAUGAUUUUUAUAAAAUGAUUUACUGUUCGUGUACUAGUUACAUUAUAAAGACGUUAGUUCGUUCCAUAUUGUAUCUCGAUAAUCAAUUAAACAAAGUAAAACGUAACAGUCACUCGAUGGCAUUCAAGUUACUUAAACUAAGGUGUCCUGUUUACCGAGCGAUUCGCAUACAUGUUGUAGAUAUUUCUACGAAAAAUGUUUUCUACUGUCAAUUUAUUAAUCCGUUUCUUUGUAUUUUAAUUAUUAGUGAAUCGUAUUUGUCCCCAGGAUACACAUUUGUAAAUGAAUCGAUAGAAAGUGACAUAAAAUAUAUCGAAUUUGAACAGGAGAACAGUGAAAAUGAUUUAAAAUACGAAUUACAUAUUGAUCGCGUUGUAGAUUCACGCUUUACCUUCUUCAUUUAUGUUAUGUUGUACAUUUUGUUAUGUUUUGCUAAUAUAUAUUGUAACUAAAAGUAGAUUAUUUUACUUGUGCGGGAAGCUAAAAAAUUGUUUUUAAACGGAAGUGCAUGGCUACUUCAUUCUUUCUUCUUUUUUUUUUCUCUUUUUUUUUUUUUCCCCCGGAAACCACGAAUAUAUAUAAUAUUUGAAUGUCGGUAAACCGAGUAAAAUGUUUACUUCCUAUCGAGGAUUUGAACAGUGUCCCGCUUUUAUUGUCAUAGAAGCGUGUUUUGCUGUCCUGUAUUGUAGUUAUAUAAAUCGGUAUAUAGUCUAUAUUUUAGAAUUACUUAUAGAAAUUGUUGAGCCGGCUUAAGCCGUACCGUGACACGACGCGAUACUUGUAAAUCUAUCACUAGAAAGUCUUCGUCUUCCAAUGUAUUCUAUUUUCGACAAUUUUCGAUUUGUCUAUGAUCACAUCAAUUACAUUACCCACAAUCCUGGAACAUACAUAUUCUGUAUAUACGUCCUAUGAUACGUUACAAUACGGUGAACAAGUGUGGGACUUUGCAUAACAUUUAUUUUUAUAAUGUCGAAUCAAACGUUCGUCCUUCGUUCAUCUACAGUUUGUGCGUGUUGGAAUAUUUUACUUUGGUAGAAAAUGACAUAAAAUUCCUCCGUUAAAUUGCUUACGUGUAGUUUUCGACGGUAUUUUUGUAACACGGAUUUUAACAAAUAUCCGAAAGAAUCAAAUCUUGAAUGUUAAUGAAAUUUUAAUAUAUAUUAGAUAUCUUAUUAGAGUAAAUAUUACGGAAGACGAAGAUACGAAAAUAUGACGACGAUAACGAUAACGAUAACGAUAACGUAAUGGAUCAAAAGUAACGCGUAUACAUUGCAUUUUAGACGGAAACAUUAGUGUAAGUCAGCGACUUGGUCGUACACUGUCGUUUCUCUAACUUUCUGAGCCCUGGGACUUUUAUGAAAGCAUAUUUGGAUUAUAUAUACAUAUACAUAUAUAUAUGUAUGUAUAAUAUAUAAUAUAUAUAUAUAUAUAUAUAUAUAUAUACAUAUAUAUAUAUGGAAGGAAGAAAAUCGAUUGAGUUCCAUCACAUUAUUAUACGACAAUGCGUAACGGAUUCGCUUGUUCCGAUAAACACCGACAAUUUCAUUAUUGCUCGCUAAAGACUGAAUCGUUCCAUCCGUGGCUUCAAGAAAAGCCACAACUGCUCUUCUGUUCUUUUCAAUUCUAUAAUGUGUUUCAUGAAUCGCAAUCUUCUAUCUGUACCUGUUUCAAACACGAACGUAUUUGCGUGUUUCAUACUCGUGCGUUUAAUUAUCUUCAUGAUUGGGCGAAUCGAAUGCCAUUCAUUUCAUUAUUUUUUAUUACUUAAGUUUGCCUUGUUCUAUUUCAGACAUCCAACGCAUCUACGCAUAUACCGUGUUUCCUAAUAUCUAGAACCCUCGUACGUUCGAUUCAUUUUAUUUCAUUUCCUUUGACAUUCGAAUAUUUUGUUUGCAGUAUCUCAUUAAGAUACUAUACUGCAAAAGAUUGUAUGCUUUUUUACGUUAACAAAAUGACCUGAUAUGGAAAAAGAUUUAUUUAUCGUGCUCCAUCAAUGAUUUUACAAUUGUUAAUUAUGUAUGCACAGAUGUACGUGAUACAAAUAGAACGAUACGUUCAAAAAGCAAUAUAUCCUCAUUUAUGCUGUCAUUAAAAACUGGAAGAACAUUGGCUAUAAUAGAUCGUUCUUAUUAAUAUCAUGUCUAAAUUAUUUUAUUAAUCGGCUUUGAUAUCUAAUGUAUUAUGCUGAUAUGUUUUUCUAUACUUCUUCUUCUUCUUCUUCUUGUUAUCUAAAAAUGUACCGACGUGCCAAUGAAAUUCUAGUUUAAUAAUCGAUAUAAUAUUCUGUUAUUUCUUAAAACCUAAUUUUUAAUUGUAAUUUUCCAUGCUAUAAGUAUGUUCCUAAAACUAAGUAAGAUACAGUAGAAACUGUUCAAUUUUAUUUAACAUAAUAUUGAUGAUUUUGAACGAUCAAUGUGUGAAACAAAUGAGAAAUAGAAUAAGAUUUGCACGCGACAGAAGUGAAAUUAGAUUUUUGUAUUAUUACUUUAUCGAAUUAUAUCAGGGUUCUCUCUUUGUUCUUGAAAUCUUGAUCGGAGACAGUUCGCUAAUUCUAGAACCGUCUCUUUUUCGUAAAUUAUUGACUUUUAACGAUGUGAUUUCCUCCUCGAUGUUCUUUGUAUGCAACAUUCUCAGAGUCUUCUUUCUUAAAGAAAGUAACUCCUUUGCUGCCUCUAGUAUUAUUUCAUAAAAUUCGAGAAAUGUCAGCUGUAACAUUAAAUUUCUAUACUGUAAAUUAUGCCGUAAAGAAAAAAAAAGAAUACCGUAUACGAUGUGUCUGUAAAAAUAUAUUAUGCAUUUAAGCGAGAGAUAAUUAAGUUAGGGAAGACGCAAUUUUUGUAAUAUCUGUAAAUAACCAUUGAUUAAAAUAUUAGUCACAUGUUAAAUUAAAUAUGAUAUUCAAUAUUGGUUUAUGAUAUUCAUAUAUAUUGAUGUAAUAAACGCAUUUCGAUCUAUGCUA